GAAUGGACGAAAGAUAUUUUGUCACAUGCAUUAAAGUUGAAGAUAAAUUGAGGAAGAUUUUGAGUUGAGUUGAGUCAAGAGUGGAGGCCAAUUAAUUUAGCAGUGGAAAAUGUGCACACUUGAGAAGCGAGGCAAUUUCUUCAUCCUAACUCUGACCGGCGACGACGAUCACCGCCUCGGUCCAUCCUUAAUCAACUCCAUUCUUAAAGCCCUUUCACAGGUUAAGGCACAAGCCACCCCUGGUUCAGUUCUCAUCACAACUUCCCAUGGCAAAUUCUUCUCAAACGGCUUCGAUCUCCCCUGGGCUCUUGCCGCCGGCUCCAUUUCUGGUGCCCGUGACCGCUUAAACCACAUAAUCCAGAUCUUCAAGCCCCUCGUAGCCCAACUCCUUUCCCUUCCUAUGCCAACCAUUGCUGCCAUCGCAGGACACGCCGCUGCCGCUGGUUUUGCAUUGGCGCUCAGCCACGACUAUUUGAUUAUGAGGAGCGAUCGGGGCGUACUAUACAUGCGUGAGUUGGAUCUGGGUCUUACACUGCCGGACUACUUCACGGCACUGUUUAUGUCCAAGAUGGGCUCCAGUUUGGCUAUGCGCGACCUGAUUCUGAGGGGGAUGAAAGUGAGAGGUGAAGCGGCGGUCAGAAUUGGCGUUGUGGAAUCGACGCACCAUGGCGAGGACGGCGUCGCCAACGCUGCAGUGCAGCUUGGGGAGCAGCUGGCGGCAAGAAAGUGGGACGGAGAAGUGUAUGCUGAGAUCAGGAAGAGUUUGUAUCCUGAGGUGUCUGAGGUGCUUGGGUUACGGGGGAAGGCCAUAUCCAUUUCUAAACUAUGAAUAUAAUUGAAAGUAAA
Messenger RNA from Cucurbita maxima (winter squash), 846 nucleotides. Its product is annotated as enoyl-CoA delta isomerase 2, peroxisomal-like. The transcript has 2 exons. Gene Ontology annotation, molecular function: enoyl-CoA hydratase activity; delta(3)-delta(2)-enoyl-CoA isomerase activity. The coding region runs from base 110 to 829 and encodes 239 amino acids. Gene Ontology annotation, biological process: fatty acid beta-oxidation. Lineage: Eukaryota; Viridiplantae; Streptophyta; Magnoliopsida; Cucurbitales; Cucurbitaceae. The record is from RefSeq and is a predicted model, not a curated record. Gene Ontology annotation, cellular component: peroxisome.